Messenger RNA from Sorghum bicolor (sorghum), 543 nucleotides. RefSeq lists its product as uncharacterized. Lineage: Eukaryota; Viridiplantae; Streptophyta; Magnoliopsida; Poales; Poaceae. Bases 1 to 543 code for a protein of 180 amino acids. The record is from RefSeq and is a predicted model, not a curated record. The transcript is spliced from 4 exons.
AUGACGGAUGAAGAGAAGGCCGUCGCCUCUGCACGGCGGCUCGAGGAUCCUCCAAAGUGUCAUUGCGGAGAACAAGCCGUGAUAAAUCCACGGAAUGAACUAGAGUUCAUUUGUCCUCUGCGGCGUGAAGAUCGUGGUUUUCGAAAGUGCCGUUUCGCGGAGUGGAUCUAUGGUCCAAAGAGCCAUUGGCCAGAGCCUGAGAAGCAGGAGGAGGUUCCAGAGUGGAAGAAGAAGCGGAGGUCUAUUGCGCCUCCCGUGAUGUGCAAAUGUGGUGUUGAAGCUAGCUACGGCCUAGUUCCUUCAGGUCUUGGGAUUGGCCACUUCUGUGGCCACAUGAUCGACUAUGAUGAGAGCACUCAGAAAUGCAAAUGGGAAUCAUCUGAUGAUGUGUUUAAGUUCAAAGAUGAGUAUAAGGCAAGAGUAGCAGUUCGCAAGACGAGAGGUUAUCCUGCAAACUACGUCACUGAUUUUGUGAAGGACCAUAAGAAGAAAAUGCUUGCAUUCGCGCAGGAAAGUGGUCCGAGGAGAGGGAAAAGGAGAUAG